Molecule: messenger RNA, 453 nt
Organism: Amyelois transitella
Lineage: Eukaryota; Metazoa; Arthropoda; Insecta; Lepidoptera; Pyralidae
Exons: 3
Coding region: 1-453 (150 amino acids)
Source: RefSeq, a predicted model, not a curated record
AUGGGUCUACCAGCGGUGCAAGUGAACCCAUUGCAGGAUGAUAUGAGACCUGAAGCUAGCCCCUCUGGCAUUCGAGGUAUUGAAGUCGAAUCCAUUGCAGAAGAAUGGUUAGAACUUCCUUCUAGUGUAUCUCAAACUGUUAGUUCUAUCGAGGCAGAUUCUCUACCUGCAGCUGUAGAAAUUACUACUGCAUCAUCAGAUCCUUCACAAAGCUACGCAGCAGCUGUCUCUGAUGAGGCUGUCGGCGUCGAAGUACCUAGUGUGGUACAGGCUGAAGCCCCGCCACAACCUAGGCGACGGCGCCGACGUGCUCAUUUAACAGCCGUAGAAGCAAGGGUGCAAAUAGUUGAAGCUGCACGACAGAGGGCUGCUACUGAAGCUGCAAGUAGUUUAAUACUUCAAGAAGCUAUUUGUCUCUUCCGUGAAUUAGUGGCUAUAAUUAGAAGAAGGUGA